GCGCGUCAGAGCGGAGGAAUGAAGCGGACAGAAGCAACAGCUGCAGUGACUGCAGCAGAAACGCGCACAGUGACACCUCCGCUCCUAAUUUCAGGUCGAAAACAGCUUAAAUUGUGAUUUCUUUUUUCUUUCUUUUUUUUUCUUUCUUCUUCUUUUUUUGUUUAAUUAUCUCUCUUCCUAUUCUCUUCCUUCGAAGAAAUAAGAGUUGAAGUUCCGGCUGGAGAUACAGAUGGAGAAGAAAUACACAGUCUAGGAGAAGCCCGGAUAAUUAUUUGUAGCUCACCUCAGUCAGACUCCAGUGUUCAUUAUGUUUCACCAGCUGACGGAUCCAACAGUGAAUGGCAGCUGCCAGGGACCCACUUCAGCGUGCAAUAAGAGCGCUGAUGGAGACGCGCUCCAGCUGCCCACGUUCUCCACCGCAGCCAAAGUCAGAGUCAUCAUCACCUUUACUCUGUGCGCAGUGUCAGCUAUGUGCAACUUGGCUGUGCUGUGGGCUGCAAGCAACGGCGGCAAACGCAAAUCACACGUCAGGAUCCUCAUAAUGAAUCUGACGGUGGCGGACCUGCUGGUGACUUUCAUCGUGAUGCCUGUUGACGCGGUGUGGAACAUCACGGUGCAGUGGCAGGCGGGAGAUGUCGCCUGUAGGCUGCUGAUGUUCCUGAAACUGGUGGCCAUGUACUCAUGCGCUUUUGUAACUGUGGUCAUUAGCUUGGAUAGGCAGUCUGCCAUCCUCAAUCCUCUGGGCAUCAGUGAAGCCAAAAGGAAAAGCAAAAUCAUGUUGACUGUUGCCUGGACGAUGAGUGUGAUCCUCUCCCUCCCACAGAUGUUUAUAUUUCACAAUGUGACCAUUACAGUCCCAGAGAACUUUACCCAGUGCACCACCCACGGUAGUUUCGUCCAGCACUGGCAGGAGACCCUCUACAACAUGUUCACCUUUGUGUGCCUCUUUCUCCUGCCUUUGGUCAUCAUGAUCUUCUGUUACACACGAAUCCUUAUUGAGAUAUCCAGCCGCAUGGCCCGGAACAACCUGCUGUCUAGAGAUGUUCACCUCCGCCGCUCCCAUAACAACAUCCCUAAAGCUCGGAUGAGGACUCUUAAAAUGAGCAUUGUCAUCGUGACAUCAUUUAUAAUCUGCUGGACGCCAUACUACCUGCUCGGUCUGUGGUAUUGGUUGUUUCCAGAAAAAAUGGAGGAGACGGUGUCUCAUUCACUCACUCAUAUGCUGUUUAUCUUUGGCCUCUUCAAUGCUUGUCUGGACCCCAUCACUUAUGGUCUGUUUACCAUUCAUCUUCACCAGGGUCUUAAGAGAUGCUGUCGAAAUGCAAACACACGGACCGAGUUAGAGAAAAACACUAGCCUUGUACACAUGACUCGUCUGUCGUCUAAGAGGCAGACUGCCUCAGGUGGCCAUAAUACGGACAUAGAGGAGGGUAAUGACAAUAACAGCACGAAAAGUGUGUCAAGACCAAUCAUCCCAGUGAGCAAGAUGUAAUGCUUUAAAGAAUUUCAAUACAAAGAAUAUCUGUUCUAAAUCAGUGUUGAGUUUAGUCUAUAUCUACAGAUGAUAGUUUAAUGAAAUGCUGAAGCUACUGCUCGUUUGUCAGAUCGAUCUCUUCUCAAUCUUCUUCUCCAUCUUCUGUUUAGUCACACAUAAUACCACAGAUUUUGACAUAACAAUAAAGUUCUGCAUGUCACUGCUUUUAUGCAGCAUUUUACCAACUCACACACUGCUGAUCAGAUUUUCACAAAGCUUAAAGACUCAUGUGGGAGAAAAAAGCAUCACUAACUGGCUUUAAAAAAAACUCCUAUGUUUGACAGGUUGGAUAGCAAUCACUCCCCUUUUGUAUUAUCUCCUGUGUCAAGGAAACCACAGACACAAAACGUAUGUAUGUGAUCACAGUUAACCAAUUAUAUAUAUAAACUGUCUGUAAUUAAAAAUAAUUGCUGCACUGCUAAAAAUGGAGGUUUCAAAGAGAUUAUUUUUCAU
Larimichthys crocea (large yellow croaker) is the source of this 1987-nucleotide messenger RNA. It is a transcript of the gene gnrhr4, whose product is annotated as gonadotropin releasing hormone receptor 4. The transcript is spliced from 4 exons. Gene Ontology annotation, molecular function: protein-hormone receptor activity; G protein-coupled receptor activity; peptide binding. Gene Ontology annotation, cellular component: plasma membrane. Bases 308 to 1492 code for a protein of 394 amino acids. The record is from RefSeq and is a predicted model, not a curated record. NCBI's taxonomy places the organism in Eukaryota, Metazoa, Chordata, Actinopteri, Sciaenidae. Gene Ontology annotation, biological process: G protein-coupled receptor signaling pathway; cellular response to hormone stimulus.